This is a messenger RNA of Elaeis guineensis (African oil palm), 1086 nucleotides long. RefSeq names its product triosephosphate isomerase, cytosolic. Gene Ontology annotation, cellular component: cytosol. The record is from RefSeq and is a predicted model, not a curated record. Gene Ontology annotation, molecular function: triose-phosphate isomerase activity. NCBI's taxonomy places the organism in Eukaryota, Viridiplantae, Streptophyta, Magnoliopsida, Arecales, Arecaceae. Gene Ontology annotation, biological process: glycolytic process; glycerol catabolic process; glyceraldehyde-3-phosphate biosynthetic process.
GAUCAGAUCUCGGUUCCCAAUCUAAUCCCCUCCCCCAUACCUUCCAAUCCACUCGUCCUCGUAUCUAGCUCCUCCCCCCCUCCGUCCCACGCACAACCCAAAAUCCCACCAUCCAGUCUCCGAGUUACGAAGAAAUAUGGGCAGGAAAUUUUUCAUUGGCGGCAACUGGAAAUGCAAUGGAACAACCGAAGAAGUUAAGAAGAUUGUCACUACCUUGAAUGAGGCUGAAGUACCCCCAGAGGAUGUCGUCGAGGUUGUUGUAAGCCCUCCAUUUUUGUUCCUUACUUUGGUAAAAAGUUUGUUGCGAUCUGAUUUUCAUGUUGCUGCACAAAAUUGCUGGGUGAGGAAAGGUGGUGCUUUCACUGGUGAAGUCAGCGCAGAGAUGCUUGUCAAUCUUGGCAUUCCUUAUGUCAUAUUGGGUCACUCUGAGCGGCGGCUAUUGUUAGGUGAAUCUAAUGAUUUUGUUGGAGAUAAAGUUGCAUAUGCACUCUCUCAAGGUCUGAAGGUGAUUGCUUGUGUUGGUGAGACUCUUGACCAGCGAGAAUCAGGAUCAACUAUGGAUGUUGUUGCUGCACAAACAAAAGCAAUUGCAGAUAGGAUAUCGGAUUGGACCAAUGUUGUAGUGGCCUAUGAGCCGGUUUGGGCCAUUGGCACUGGCAAGGUUGCAACACCUGCUCAGGCUCAGGAAGUGCACUCUGUCCUGAGAAAGUGGCUUCAUGCAAAUGUGAGUGCUGAAAUCGCUGGAUCGACUAGGAUCAUAUAUGGAGGUUCUGUAAAUGGAGCAAACUGCAAAGAAUUGGCCGCACAGCCGGAUGUUGAUGGAUUUCUUGUUGGUGGAGCUUCUUUGAAGCCUGAAUUUGUGGACAUCAUCAAGUCUGCUACGGUCAAGUCAUCCGCAUAGAAAUACUUUUCCCAAUCAGCGUAAACUUUAUCUUGUUGCUUUAAGAAACAAUGUGUUUCGAAUGUCAUCUUGACUUCUGUAGCAUCCUAUCCGAAACAUGAUGUGACACAGUUUUACGAGGCGAAUAAAUUGUGCUGUAAUUUUUGUUUUAAAUUUGGUAAAUGCUCCGUUGCGUCAGCUUCUAA